ACGUUAAUGGGAAUGCAAUGUUUCUUUCCUUCGCAUGGCGGAUUAACUAACGAAACCGUCCCACGCCUUUAAUUUACCUCAAUCUUUGAUUCCACCGGCUAAUCCAUCUGCAUUCUUCUUCCGCCAGCGAUCGAUUCCCAAUUUCUGUUUUUUCUUCGUUUUCCUGUUGUUUUCUCCGUUUUCUGUGUUGUGAUGAUGCGAAUGAAGUUAAUUCCCGAUACGGGAUCAACGUCGGGGUUAUGAUCGAGAAUCGGAGCGGCGAAAAGAUCGGAAAUCGGCUCAAUUCAACCGGAGGAUCUCGCGGCGUGAUAAUGGGUACCAGUUACAAUUAUUACAAAAUGUUCGGGUGCUUCAAUCGGAAGUUCAAGGUCAGCGAGCCGGAGCCGCCGCCGGACGUGAAGGAGGCAUUCUCACGGUACGCGGAGGGGGGGAUCCACAUGACGGUGGAUCAGUUGCUGAAGUUUCUGGUGGAGUACCAGCAGGAGAAGUGGCGCACCGUCGACGACGCGGAGGCGAUAAUGCACCAGGUGUUCAAGCAGCGCCACCACUCCCCUGACCGCCAGUUAGGGUUCAACCUCGACGACUUCUUCCAUUUCCUGUUUCAGGAUGAUCUCAAUGGACCGAUUAAUUCUCAGGUACACCAUGAUAUGACUGCUCCGUUGCAACAUUAUUACAUAUAUACAGGUCACAAUUCCUACUUGACGGGGAAUCAAAUAAGCAGUGACUGUAGUGAAAUCCCGAUAAUCCGAGCUCUGGAGAAUGGCGUUCGAGGAAUAGAACUCGAUUUGUGGCCAAAUUCUUCGAAAGAUAACAUACAUGUUCUUCAUGGAAGGACUCUAACAACGCCAGUUUCGCUCAUCAAAUGCUUCAAAUCUAUCAAAGAGCACGCUUUCGUUAAGUCUCCCUAUCCAGUGAUAAUAACAUUAGAGGAUCACCUGACGGCCGAUCUUCAGGCUAAAGUAGCAGAGAUGGCUAUACAAGUCUUCGGAGAUACGCUGUUUUUCCCAGAGUCGGGAGACUUGCAGGAAUUCCCAUCACCCGAAGCAUUACAGCACAAAAUUAUAUUCUCAACGAAACCACCCAAGGAGUACCUUGGAGGCAGCAGUGGGAAGGAUUUAGACAUAUCUUUACCAAUACUAAAAGAGGACUCUGGCGACGAGACUGAAGCUGAUGACAAGAGUGACAGCGAUGAGGAAUCAUCGUCUAGCGAUGGUGUGCAGCUGAAGUCUGGCUCUGCACCAGAAUAUAAACGCCUGAUAGCGAUUCAUGCCGGAAAUGCCAAAAAAAAGCGAUUGAGGCACGUCCUGAAAAUUGAACAUAAAAAAGCUAGUCGACUUAGCUUAUCCGAAGAUGAGCUUGUAAAAGCCGCGGCAUUACAUCCUGUGCAAUUAGUGAGGUUCACUCAAAAGAACAUAUUGCGGAUAUUUCCCAAGGGAACUCGUGUAACAUCAUCGAAUUUUAGGCCUACUACUGGUUGGAUACAUGGAGCUCAAAUGGUUGCCUUUAAUAUGCAGGGAUACGGAAAAUCUCUCUGGAUGAUGCAGGGCCUGUUUAGGUCGAAUGGAGGCUGUGGUUAUGCAAAAAAACCAGCUGUGCUCAUGGAAAAAGAUGCUAGUGGCGAUGUCUUCGAUCCCAAAUUGCCAUGGCCAGUGAGGACGACGUUAAAGGUAACUGUGUACAUGGGCAACGGUUGGCGUUUGGAUUUCAGCCAUACUCACUUUGAUAAACAUUCGCCACCCGAUUUCUACACAAAGCUAUACAUAUUCGGAUUGCCACUCGAUGAAGGGAAGGGGAAGACGCGAGUAAUAGAAGACGAGUGGAUACCUCAUUGGGACCACGAGUUUUCAUUCCCGUUAAGAGUUCCUCAGCUAGCUCUGCUACGAAUAGAGGUUCGGGAGUAUGACCUGUCGGAGAAGGAUGAUUUCGGAGGGCAGACAUGCCUUCUGGUGUCGGAGUUGAGACCGGGGAUUCGAUCGGUGCCGCUGUACGACAAGAAGGGCAGGAAGUUCAAGUCUGUGAGGCUUCUUAUGAGGUUUCAGUUUGUAUGAAAUAUGGUUUCUUCACACACACACACCCGCAUGUAUAUGUAUGUGUAAAUAUAUGUGUUAUGGUUGUUGCUUCUUU
Messenger RNA from Andrographis paniculata, 2124 nucleotides. RefSeq names its product phosphoinositide phospholipase C 6-like. Lineage: Eukaryota; Viridiplantae; Streptophyta; Magnoliopsida; Lamiales; Acanthaceae. Gene Ontology annotation, biological process: lipid metabolic process; phosphatidylinositol-mediated signaling. The transcript is spliced from 9 exons. Bases 240 to 2048 code for a protein of 602 amino acids. The record is from RefSeq and is a predicted model, not a curated record. Gene Ontology annotation, molecular function: phosphatidylinositol-4,5-bisphosphate phospholipase C activity.